AUGCAUCCAGCAAAGCCAGCAAAUUCAGCAAAUUCAGCAGCAAACCCAUCACCGAAUCCAUCACCGAGUCCAGCAGCCGACUCAGUAGUUACGGGUAUCCCAGCAUGGAAUUUACUAUCAAAUCAAGCAGCAUCGAAUCUACUACCGAACCUAACGGGGCUGCCGCUGAAUCAAUCAGGGGUUCUAGCACUGAACCCUGUCGGUUCAGCGAAUUUUGUCGAUUGGUACAU
Morchella sextelata is the source of this 230-nucleotide messenger RNA. RefSeq lists its product as uncharacterized. The annotation marks the transcript as partial. The record is from RefSeq and is a predicted model, not a curated record. Lineage: Eukaryota; Fungi; Ascomycota; Pezizomycetes; Pezizales; Morchellaceae. The transcript has a single exon.